Messenger RNA from Hyposmocoma kahamanoa, 859 nucleotides. RefSeq names its product gastrula zinc finger protein XlCGF49.1-like. The record is from RefSeq and is a predicted model, not a curated record. The transcript is spliced from 5 exons. The coding region runs from base 181 to 810 and encodes 209 amino acids. Lineage: Eukaryota; Metazoa; Arthropoda; Insecta; Lepidoptera; Cosmopterigidae.
AAAAUAUUGGAUUUUUCUGUAAAAUUCAAAAUAAACUCGAAAAUAUCAAGAAAUAUAGCUUAUUUAAGCGUUAAAUUAUGUUUAUUUUAAACUUAAUACGCCGAUUAACAAGUUUUUAAUGUAGUAAAGUGAUUUAUUAUUCCCGUUUAGUCGUACGUUGAUGAUAUAAUCUCUACAGAAAUGGCAGCGAUGGAAGCUGUUGACCCGGUACCUGAUCCUCUAUCUGACAAGCCAGAUGCAGGAACCCCUGAAGAAAUAGUCGUUAAGUGUGAAAUCAUAGAGAUCUCAGAUGAUGAAGUUGAAGAGCAGCCUAAGAAAAAGCGUCGCCGUGUGCCUUCCAAGCAGCUUCAUUACUGUGAUCAAUGCGAUAAGUCAUUUAAAACUGGAUAUGAAUUAAGAAAACAUCAACGAACACAUACUGGUGAACGCCCCUACAUGUGCACAUAUUGUGGCAAGACGUACAGUCAACCUGGUCACUUAAAAACCCAUGCGUUAAUGCACAAAGGGAUAAAAAAUUUCGAAUGUACAGAAUGCGAUUCCGCUUUCUACAGAAAGGUGGAGCUGGAACGACAUAUGUUGGUGCAUACAGGUGAAAAACCAUUUCAAUGCGAGAUCUGCGCAAAGGCAUUCACACAAAAGAAUAACCUCAAAAUGCAUAUGAAAAUGCAUCUAGGUGAUAGGCAACACGAAUGUACGGUGUGCAAAAAACGCUUCAUAACGAGGAGUAAAAUGAACCAGCAUAUGAAGAAACAUGAUAGAGAUAAGAAACCCGGUUUGGUUAGGUACCAAGAUGAAUUGGAAUCUGAAUGAUAUAUAAUGAUUAGUGAUGAUAUGAAUGGUACAUAAUGUUAAUAAAUAA